UUAGUGCGCAUGUAUAAUUAUCUAUUCAUACCCUCCUAGAGAGAUCGUACACCCUCGAAAUCAAAUUAAUCUCCAAAUUCUCUUUCUCCUGUAUAUUUCCAGGCCACCAGAUCGUUCGCCAUCGGAACAUAAUCCAUCACAUGGGAUCAACCCCCGAACAUAGUAGUGUUGUAUCAACCCGAUACCCUCCAGUUCAUCGGUAGCAAUAGCAGUGAGUCUGUGGCCCUCCGCUGGUAGCCUCAAGUGAAGUGAAUCGUCGCCGUCUAAACCAGAUUAAAUCCGAGAGGCGACAACGUCAAGUGAAAUUAUAUUGCACAAGUGCGCGCGCGAGAAGAGCUCACGAACGUGCUGAGCCGGCUUUUUUCUGGUUUGGUGCAAACCGGCGUCCCAGUUCUCCCCCUUUUGAUGAUUGGAUGUGUGUUCGUAGUGAUUUGAGUGCGGUCCGAUGAGAAGAAGAAUAAUAACAGCAGGAAGAGUAGCCGCAAGUGUAUGAUCGUUUUGGCUUCGAGCCGGUCAGUUGAGAAGAGGCAAAGUAAAAGUGAAAUAUAAAACUCGCCCAUCCAAGUGUGGUAGAUUGUCGUCGUCGCACAUUGUUGUUUUUGGACGGACGGGUGAGGCGCAAGAAAACGAAAACGAAGAGGAUUACGCCGGCUGUAGUUGGUGUGUGUUAUGUGAGUUGCUGCAUUUUGCUCUUGUUUGUUUCGGGGGUGUAUCCGUAUGCGUGAAUGGGACUGGCUGGCGCAUCGACGACAGCGUUAAUCCAAAGUCCCAAUGAGGAGAUGGCUCCAGCUCUUACCGAGCCGUUGAGUCAAAGUAAACUCUCGUCGUCGGCAACGGAAUUGGAUACCAUAAGCAGCGGUCAACAGGAAGUUCCCAGCAGUGCCAGUACGGAUUCCGGGGCCGGCACGGCAUCAUCGACAAAUCCUAGUGAAACGGACGUAUCGUUGAGAGACACCACAACGUCUUCUUCCGGAUUAGAUCACGGAACGGUGGACGACAUACAGAACAAUAAUAGUAGCGGUGGACAGCUUUUGAAGAUUGAUCCAGAAGCUGGGAAGGAUCUCAUCGAGCUUGCCCUAGAGCAGCUCCAUAGAGAUGUGAGCGAAGAGGGUACGGCGGUGGCAGCUGCUGACGGAGCUAGUGGAAGCGCUGAACCCGAUGAUGCAUUUAUAACUCAGGCUGUGAUUGAGCAGAUGGCCAGUGAACAGGUGGGGUCCGCAGACCCCCAAUCAGACCUACAGCAGCUAGAUUCCCAGUCGUCACUCGUGUCCAGUUCCAGUACUGCGAUGGGUUUGCAAAAGGAUUAUCUGAAAGACAACCCAGACAUGGAGCAAAUGCUGGGCGAGUUGGCAUCCACGUCGGACAUGGAGCUCCUACAGGUUUUCAAAAGUCUGGAGGGCAAUCCGACUGGAGACGGUUUGUGUGCCGAGUUAGCCGGAGGUUUAUCGCUCUUCAAUGAUGUAGACGUCGGAAACAUCUACGAGGAAGUCGCCCAGGCAGCGACGCCCAACAAAGAUCGCGAACGGCUGGAGAUGCAUGCCGAUAUCGUGAAGCGACAGGCCCAAAUGCAGCGCAAGUACGACUUCCUAAUCCGACGUCUCAACAAACUACAAGCGCGAUACAUGGGCCAGCACGUAAGCGAAGAAAUAGCCGGCCUCUUUGAGUACUCCCAACGGUACUGGAAGAAGAAAGACAAGGAACAUACCAAAGGCAUCAACACGGCGGUGGGAUCUUCAUCCACCUCCCCCACUCCUCUCAUUCCCGACCUGAUCCCCUAUCAACCUCCGCCGCCGUCGUUCGCCGAGAAAGCGAAACCCAUUUCGGCCAAUGCGAUGAAAACGUUCGUCAAGCGGCUGGAAGGCAUAGCCACCACCCAGUGCUCGACCCAAACCAAGCGGAUCUACGGCAAUCGGUACUUCCAAGGAACCGCCAGCUGUCCACCGGAUGCGAUGGCCGCGUCCACCACCUCCUACACGACCCUCUCGACGACCAUUCCCAAGUACGAGGAUCUGACGAUCGAUCAGCUGGAGCAGACGGCCGGCUUGCUGCACUCGGAACUGAAACAGGUGCAAACGACGAUCGAUUCGGAAGCGACGGCCAGCAGUUCCGGAGGGGAAUCCGCCGACGAGAUGCUGAUGUACAACAACAUGAACCAGCAGCCG
Aedes albopictus (Asian tiger mosquito) is the source of this 2162-nucleotide messenger RNA. RefSeq lists its product as uncharacterized. Gene Ontology annotation, molecular function: histone acetyltransferase binding. Lineage: Eukaryota; Metazoa; Arthropoda; Insecta; Diptera; Culicidae. Gene Ontology annotation, cellular component: NSL complex. The record is from RefSeq and is a predicted model, not a curated record.